This is a messenger RNA of Aphanomyces invadans, 246 nucleotides long. RefSeq lists its product as hypothetical. The transcript has a single exon. The record is from RefSeq and is a predicted model, not a curated record. Lineage: Eukaryota; Oomycota; Saprolegniomycetes; Saprolegniales; Verrucalvaceae. The coding region runs from base 1 to 246 and encodes 81 amino acids.
AUGUUCAUGACAGUGAAGUCCAUGAAGCACUGUGGCUCUUGGGAUGUCGUCACCACCAAGUUCUGUGUCAACUCGCCCACCUUCUCCAAGCGGGUGACCACGUUUCUAACUUGCAUUCUACCGUACCUCAAAUCAAAGUACAUCGACAACAUUGCCGCCAAGUGGACUAUGGAGCACCUCGCCGCGACAGGUCAGCGCUUUGCGAACUCCCCAGCCGCCCUCUACGCUGUCGACGCCACCUUUUAG